Molecule: messenger RNA, 1299 nt
Organism: Exophiala aquamarina CBS 119918
Lineage: Eukaryota; Fungi; Ascomycota; Eurotiomycetes; Chaetothyriales; Herpotrichiellaceae
Exons: 1
Coding region: 1-1299 (432 amino acids)
Molecular function (GO): hydrolase activity, hydrolyzing O-glycosyl compounds
Source: RefSeq, a predicted model, not a curated record
AUGCCAGAUAUUGUACUGAGAAGAAGGAUCUCCCAUACUGCUCGUCGCUUGAGUGUGGUUUUGUGGAAAGUCGCAGUAGUGCCGUCCAUUUUGUUUCUUGUUUGGUGUUCAGCAGUGGUCUUCUUCUUCCUCAUCAUUUGGUAUAGGGGUCAACGUUCUGCGAGCCUCUCCGGUUACCCAUCCAAUCCUAGGAUUGAACAUCAGCUCAAGACGCAUCCUAAUUUAAAUGCGCGACUUUGUGUGCCGCCGCUUCGAACCAAGGGCCGAGACAUAAUCGACGAUACUGGCUCCCGCUGCAAACUUAGCUCCGUCAAUUGGUAUGGAGCAAGUGAUAUGUUCAUGGUUCCCGGUGGACUGAACACGCGUCAUCGGAAUCAAAUUGCAGCAACAAUCCGCAAACUAGGCUUUAAUAGUGUUCGUUUACCAUAUGCUGAUGAAAUGGUCAACAAGAAUCCCGCCAUUGAGGCAAUGCACUUGGGCGCUAACAAAGACCUUGUGGGAAAACCUGCCCUGGAGGUGUUCGCCUCCGUGGUCAGUGCAUUGACAGACGAAGGGAUUGCUGUCAUAAUCAACAAUCAUAUCACACAGGCGCGAUGGUGCUGCGAUGCGAUGCCUUGUGACGCAUCUUGGACUAAUCAAGGCAUCCCCUUUUGUCCUGUACUUCAAACAGAGGAAGAGUGGGUUGAUAACCUUGUCACAGUGAUGCAACCACACGUACGAAACCCUCUCGUCGUAGGCGUGGACCUCCGCAAUGAAGUUCGGGGGUUGCUGGGAUCACGGCUAUGGACCUCGUGGGCCGCGGCCGCCGAGAGGGCUGCCAGAAGAUUGCAUCUGCUUCAACCAGACUGGCUGAUGGUUGUUGAAGGGGUAUCCUCGGCAAAUGACCUUUCUGGGGCAGGCAAACGUGGUGUCCAGCUUCAGUAUGAUGGCAAGCUGGUGUACUCCGCCCAUGUUUACGGUUGGUCUGGUUGGGGGUCACUUGACCCGUAUUGGUAUCGCAAGUAUGAUUCUUUUGCUGAAGACAUGGACCUAAACUGGGAAUACCUGCGGAAGAACAACACUGCCCCUGUAUGGGUGGGUGAAAUUGGAAGUCCUCGGGAUCCUGCUGAGAGAGACCUGCAUUAUUGGAAAAAUCUCAUGCGGUAUCUCCGCACCACAGACGUCGACGUGGCUUAUUGGGCUUUGAAUCCUCGGAAGCCAAAAGACAACGAAGUUGAGUCGUACGGCCUGCUUGAGGACGAUUGGAAGACACCCGUCUAUGAUUACAGGUUAUGGGAUCUUGCAAAACUGCGAAGUUAA